CAUGGCACAUGGAGGACAUAGAGGAUGACAGAGAAUUACAUAAGGUCUGAGUGACCCAUUUGAGUGUCCUCGACCUUUAGGCUUUGAUUAUAUCAUCCCAUUGAUUUCCUAGCUAUCCUUCUCUCUAUUGAUGUCUGUCGCUGUUUAGUUCGUAUCUCUAUAUAAUUGUCAUAAUGGCUGCCCCUGUAACUAUACCAAAGCUUCUAGACUUGACGAUUGACAACAUCACGCCGAAUACGAUUCGGAUUAACUCGCAAUGCCAAAAUCCGCGCCUACGAUAUUUGAUGUCGCGGCUGGUGACGCAUCUGCACGACUUCGCUCGAGAGACGCGGCUUAGCACAGACGAGUGGAUGGAAGCGCUCAACUUUCUCGUGGGCUGUGGACAGAUUAGUAGCGAUGUGCGCCAUGAAUUCAUCCUGCUCUCAGAUAUCCUGGGUCUCUCCUUGUUAGUCGACAGUAUCAACCACCCAAAGCCGCCGUCGUCAACCGAGGGCUCCGUCCUAGGACCCUUCCAUACGCAUGAUGCACCGACGUUGCCUAAUGGGUCGAACAUGGCGUCGGACCCCGAGGGAGAACCGCUACUGUGUAUCUGCACCGUAAAAGACACGGCAGGAAGGCCCGUGGCAGACGUCAAGAUUGACAUCUGGGAGACAGAUAGCAGCGGCCACUAUGACGUGCAGCACUCCAAUCGCGGAGAGCCCAGCGAACGAUGCGUUAUGGUGAGCGACAGCGAGGGUCGCUUCUGGUUUAAGGGGAUCAAGCCCGUGAGCUACCCCAUCCCGCACGAUGGUCCCGUGGGGAAACUCCUGGAGAGACUGGGCAGACAUUGCUGGAGGCCCGCGCAUUUACAUUUCAUGUUCGAAAAGGAGGGAUGGGAUCAUUUAAUUACGGCCCUCUAUGCGCGCGGUGAUCCAUACGAGACAUCAGACGCAGUAUUCGGCGUGAAGCAAAGUCUAGUAGUAGAUUUCGAGAAGGCCGACGCAGCAACGGCGAAAGAAUACGACUUCAAGGAAGGGGGUUUAUUGUUGAAACAUGACUUUGUAUUAACAACGAAAGAGGAAACCGAAAGACUGAGGGACGAGAACGCAGUAAAGGCCCUCGCGCAGCUUGGAUUGCAGUUGAAGCUUGUCGAUCAUCUGCCUGUACCUGAGUUAGACUAGAUAUAUCAGGUAGCUAGAUAGUGCUGCAUCGAUGUUUAUUCAGAAUCUUUGAUCCUUAUAAGACGACUCUUGGCCUAUUGCUUUGUCCCUCCGCCUAAACGCUAAAGCUCGACUUGGAACCAGAUAGUCAAGGCAGUUUAGCCCCUAGCUAUAAUUACACGAAGAUUAAUACCCUUACCCCUCGCAUCAUUCCCUAACCGAUGUUAUUUGAGGUGGUAUAGGCCGGCUUCCUCCACGGUACCACUAAUACAGCUCGAACCCGAUGGUUCUAGACUAUUGAUCCCAUGUUAGGGAAUAAGGAGGUUUGCCAUACCUAGCUCGUCCAUAUGUGCCAUAAUUCUAUAAAGCUGUGAAAGCGGCUAGCUUAGACCCCUUAUACCUUAUUAUCUUUUUUACCCCGUAGAACAGGUGUCGUGGCAUGCCGCAUCUCAUCCCAGCCGUAUCCGUAAUCUGUACGAUGAGAACCAGCCAC
This is a messenger RNA of Daldinia loculata, 1632 nucleotides long. RefSeq names its product dioxygenase. Gene Ontology annotation, molecular function: catechol 1,2-dioxygenase activity; ferric iron binding. The coding region runs from base 174 to 1160 and encodes 328 amino acids. The transcript is spliced from 3 exons. The record is from RefSeq and is a predicted model, not a curated record. Gene Ontology annotation, biological process: catechol-containing compound metabolic process. Lineage: Eukaryota; Fungi; Ascomycota; Sordariomycetes; Xylariales; Hypoxylaceae.